AUGGCUGCUCCUCCUUCAAGAAGCAAAGCUCCGGCUCGCUUAUCCUCCUCUCCCCUCCUUUGGAUCAUUGCCUUAGCCUCCCUCACCGUAUUUUUCCUUUACAAGGUAGACAAUUUGGCUUUACAAACAAAAACGGUAGCGGGUCACAACUUACCACCGACUCCGUGGCAUUUGUUUCCUCCCAAGAACUUCGACGAUCAAUCCCGUCACGCUCGAGCUUACCAAAUCCUACAUUGUUCAUACCUAACAUGCCCUUAUUCCAACACCACCAUUCCGAAAGGUCACUGGUUCGAGUUCUCUCAAUCGAGCCCCAAAUGCCCAGAUUUUUUCAUGUUUAUUCACCAUGAUCUGGAGCCAUGGGCUCAAUCACGGAUAACGACAGAUCACAUAAUGGGGGCCAAACGUUAUGCGUCUUUUCGUGUUGUUAUUUAUGAGGGGAGAUUGUAUCUGGAUCCUUAUUAUGCAUGUGUUCAAAGUCGAAUGAUGUUUACAAUAUGGGGUUUUUUACAAUUGUUAAAAAGGUAUCCUGGGAUGGUACCUGAUGUCGAUAUUAUGUUUGAUUGCAUGGAUAAACCUAGUAUUAAUAAGACUGAACAUGACUCCUUCCCUUUGCCACUCUUUCGGUAUUGCACUACUGAGGAUCACUUUGAUAUUCCAUUUCCUGAUUGGUCUUUCUGGGGCUGGCCAGAGGUAAAUAUACGACCAUGGAAUGAGGAGUUUCGAGACAUUAAACGAGGUUCCCAAGCUCGAAGCUGGUCAAAGAAAUGGCCUCUAGCAUACUGGAAAGGGAACACAGAUGUUGGUUCUCCUAUUCGUACUGAGCUAAAGGAAUGCAAUCACACUAGGAAGUGGGGGGCGCAGAUUAUGCAACAGGAUUGGGAGGAAGAAGCAAAAACCGGUUAUGAGAAAUCGAAACUAUCGAAUCAGUGUGAUUAUCGGUACAAAAUCUAUGCCGAGGGCUUUGCUUGGUCUGUGAGCUUGAAAUAUAUUAUAUCAUGCGGUUCCCUUGCACUAAUAAUUUCCCCGCAGUAUGAAGAUUUCUUCAGUCGUGGCCUCAUUCCUAAGAAAAACUAUUGGCCUGUUUCUCCUGAUGGGUUAUGCCGAUCCUUAAAGUUUGCUGUCGACUGGGGUAACACAAACCCUUCCGAGGCACAGAAAAUAGGAAAAGCAGGACAGGAUUUUAUGGAAAGCUCAAGUAUGGAGCGAGUUUAUGAUUAUAUGUUCCACCUCAUAUCAGAGUACUCCAAGCUGCAGGACUUCAAGCCUGUCCCACCAUCUUCUGCUCUUGAAGUGUGUGUAGAUUCCCUAACUUGCUUUGCAGAUGAGAAACAAAAGCAGUUCCUUGAAAGAGCUACUGCCUUCCCUUCACCAAGUCCCCCAUGCACCCUCCAACCUGCCAAUAGUGAUCUCAUCAAGAGUUGGAUGCAACAGAAACAGAGAACAAUUACAAAUGUGAGAGAAAUGGAGUUACAGGCUUGA
Messenger RNA from Dovyalis caffra, 1479 nucleotides. Lineage: Eukaryota; Viridiplantae; Streptophyta; Magnoliopsida; Malpighiales; Salicaceae. The record is from the annotation of a GenBank genome assembly.